Messenger RNA from Rotaria socialis, 5496 nucleotides. The record is from the annotation of a GenBank genome assembly. NCBI's taxonomy places the organism in Eukaryota, Metazoa, Rotifera, Eurotatoria, Philodinida, Philodinidae.
AUGUUCGGAGGUACCAGUCAAUUUUCAUUUGGUGGCAGUACAGCACCCGCAAAUCCGUUUGGUGCAACAUCAACAAAUACUGCUGCUACUCCAGCAACAACAGGAUUUUUGUUUGGAGCGUCAGCUGCUCCAGGUACUGGUACAAUAGCUCCUGCUUCGUUAAAUUCAACAUUUACAUUUGGUAAUCCAACUAGCAGUGUGUCAGCAGCUGUACCAACCACACCACAGCCCCUUACAUUUGGUACUGGUUUACAAAAUUCGUCAACUAUUCGUCCAUUUGGUAGUACAACCACAUUUGGUAGUACGCCAGCUUCGACAACACAAGCUACAGGAGCAACAGGCUUUGGUGGAACGUCUUUGUUUGGUUCAACUCAACCAGCAGCUCAACCAACAUCAAUAUUUGGUUCAACACCAUCAACAUUUGGUACUGCACAACCCGCACAAACAAACAGUAUAUUCGGUUCGUCAGUAACAGGAGCAGCUCAAAUGGGUACAACCGUUAAAUUUGAGCCUGUGGCUGGUCAAGAUACAAUGCGGGCAAAAAACAAUACAUUUCAAACAAUUAAUACUAAACUUCAGUGUAUAUGUGCAAUGAAAGAAUUUAUAAAUAAAUCAAUAGAAGAACUACGCAUGGAAGAUUAUCAAUCAAAUCGAAAAUUCCCAGCAGCAAAUUCUAUGUUCGGUUCGACAACUUUUUCAUCAUCAACACCGUUUAAUCCAGCACCAUACGGCGCUAGCACAACAUUUUCUGCUCCAUCGACAGCAUCGAAUAUGUUUGGUACUAGCACAACAACAACAGCAAGUCCAUUCGGUAUGAUGAAACAUAUUAAUACUUAUGUUGUUUUAUGUAAUCACUUAUUUUCAGCUGCACCCGCAACAUCAACACCUUCAUUUACAUUUGGUACAAGUACAGCACCAACAACAAGUAUAUUUGGAGCACCGACUGCUACAACAGCAAGCCCAUUUGGUACUGCAACAUCAACAGCACCAACAACAGGAUCAAUCUUUGGUACAACACAACCAACAACAAGUAUUUUCGGUUCAACAACAGCAACGACAAAUCCGUUUGGGGCUAAAACAGCUACAGCUCAACAUACGUUUGGUUUCGGAACAGCAACCAAUACUUCAACACCAUUUUCUUUUGGAUCUCAACCACAAACAAGUACGAGUCUAUUUUCUCAACCAACAACAUCAACACCAUUUGGUACUACAGCCCCGACGACUACCAACAAUAUAUUUGGUGUUCCAACCUCAACGACAGCUCCAACGAUGACAAAUCCAUUUGGCACUCAACAGAAUACAGGAAGCAUAUUUGGUACAACAACCAGCGUAGCUGCACCCGUAUUUGGUGCCGGAACGAGUACAUCAGGAUUCACAGGCUUUGGUACUAAUGCACCAGCAGCAACAACAGCAAGUAUCUUUGGUAAUCCCGCAACGUCAAUAGCGGCUACAGCUCCUAUGUUCGGUGGUUUUGGUACACAAGCAGCUGCUCAAACUGCGAGCCCAUUUUCGUUUUCAUCCACAACAACAAGUAGUGGACCCAGUCUAUUUGGUACACCAGCAACAACAGCUUCAUCGAUGUUUAAUUCUCAACCAUAUGCUGGAUUUAGUUUUGCUCAAGUACAACCAGCAACAUCAAGUAUAACUCAACCAUUUGGAUUUUCUGCACCGUUUGGAUCAAACUUAACUACAACCAACGCAACUUUUGGUGCACCAACAAAUAUAACUCAAACACAAGGCGCACAACAAAAUAUUCAACAACCCGUAUCAUUAAUUCAACAAAGAUUUCUUGCUGCAUCACUUCUUGAUCCAUUUGCUAGUCGGGGAAAAAAAGAUUUCAAUAAUGCCGAUCAACUAAAAGCACCAGCAGAUUUUAUUGUUGCCUCAACUUCAUCUACAACAGCAACAACAUCAACAUCAUCACCAAUCACAUUAUCUUUACAAUCAAAUUCUCGUAAAUCAUCUUCAGCUCGUCCAUUGGUCGAUAUACGUUUCAAAUUAAAACCUGUUUGUUCAUCACCAUCAUCAAAUACAAUGAAUAAUGAUAUUAAAUCACCUAAUCAACCAACGACAUCAUCAAUAGCAGGUCAAAUUAAAAGUCCAUUAACAGCAGAUUUCAGUGAAGAAGAAGAACUUGUUUUAAUGGGAAGAAAUAAAAUGUCGAAAUUACGCUUAUCAAAUGAUUUUAUUGAUUCAUCAUUUCAAUCUGAAUCUAUUCGUUCACUCUAUCCAUUAAGACGUCUUGCUGAACUUGAAACAUUAGCUAAUAUGAACAAUAAUACAAAUAUUCUAUCUACUGUUCAUACAAUACCAUCAGCAGGAUCAUCAGCUUCAACAGCAACAACAAUCGAUACUGCUUCAGUUCAUGUUUCAUCAACAACUGUUAAUAAUGAACAAACAUUACAUCCAACACAUAGCAAUCGUGGAAUGUUACCUCUUCAUCAUUCAACACCACUCAUUGUUCAUAAACAACCAUCCCCUCCAAUGUCUCAUCCAUCAACGACACUUGUUCAAUCGCCAUCUUAUCCACCGCUACCAUCAACAACAGCAACACCACCACCACCACCACCACUACCAUCAUCAUCAUCAUCUUCUACGUCAACUAGUUCAAUACAAAGAACAAAACUCGCACUUGAUUAUGAGCAUACGGAUAUAACCAGAUCGAAUUCCAAUAGUCAUGCUUAUCAUUUACCAACAUUAACACGUGAACAUUAUUAUAUUAAGCCGUCAAUGUCAGAAUUGAAAUCUUUAUUCGACGAUAAAGGUCAAUGUAUUGUAGAAAAAUUUACUGUCGGACAUGAAAAAUAUGGUUCAGUAACAUUCUAUGAUCAAGUCAAUGUUACUGGUCUUGAUCUCGAUCGAAUAAUUGAAAUCGAGCGUCAUGAAUUAACUGUUUAUCCCGAUGAUAAUAAUAAACCGCCUGUUGGUAAAGAAUUAAACAUUCCAGCUCGUAUAACAUUAUACGGUGUUUAUCCUACUGAUCGAGCAACACGAGAAGAAAUAAGUGAUGUUGAACGUAUCAAAGCUAUGAAUUAUAGUGAUUAUUUACGUGAAAUAACAAAAAAAUUUGAUGGUGAAUUUGUUGAUUAUGGUAUAAAAGAUGGUUCAUGGACAUUUACAGUAAAACAUUUUACACGUUAUGGUCUUGAUGGUAGUGAAGAUGAUUUUGUUGUUGUUAAACAACCACAACCACAACAACAACAAGCACCAAAAACAUUAAAUCCUAAUUUUCUUGAUCAAACAAUUGCAUUAAAUGAUACAUAUGCUUUAUCAUCACCAAAGUCUCAGCCAAUGGAUAUGGAAGAAAAAGAAAACACAACAUCACUAUUGACACAACAGCAUCAAAAUGUUCGUUUUUCUAAUCAAUCAUUAAUUGGUUUAAGACCGAAUGCCGUUGAACAGUUGGUACAAUCAAUGUUUUGUGAUGAUGAUGAAGAUGAUUUCGAUGGUUUCCAACCGACAAAUGAUCACAUGGUAACUUCAACAAAAAUUAUUACUUCUGAUAAUCGACAGAUUCCAAUUAUUCAUGACCCCAUUAGUGAACAAACAACUACGAUGGAAGAUGAUAAAACUCGAAUAACAUUUAAGGCGCCAAUAAAGCCCAUACGUGAACGUGUUUAUUCAAAAUUACCAGAAGAAAUAGCACGAAUUCGAGGAAAAUAUUUUCGAACAAAUUUUUCACAUUAUCUUCAAUAUGGAUCAAUCGAUACUUUGAAUGAAACGCGUAUUUUACUUCAGACACCAAUGAAUUUUAAUGAACAAGCUACGGACGAAUUACUAGAGUUCUUCGAAAUUUAUUUUUUAUCAUGUGUAAAACAAACUGAGGAAAACUUAGAUAUCCCGUAUUUUCAAGUUCGUCAAGAUCCAAACGUUGUGCAACGAUUUAUUGAAUUUUAUAACAAAAUUUUAGAUGAAAAAAACAUGGAUGAUAAUAAUUCAUUUCAAACACUCACUCAUUAUUCAUUACAAGUUUUUCAAUUAUGCCGUUUACUAUGGGGACCGAUUGAAACACCAACAAAUAUUCAAUUAAUUAAUCAAACUUAUUUUGAAGAGCAACAAAGACGUCAUUUGUUAUCGAAUUGGUUACACCAAUGCAUAUUGAGUCAACCACAACAAGAACAAUGGAUAAUGCAAAACUGUGAAUUUUUAUCACGCGGUCUACUAAAUGACUGUGUAAAAUUUGCUCACGAUGAAGGUGAUCUUCGAUUGGCAGCACUUGUUCAUGCUGCAUCUGGUAGUAAUACUGUUCGCGAUAUUCUUCGUCAUUGUGCACAUGAAGAUAUUGUUGAUAUUUACUCAAAAGAUUUUCGACGAACAAUUGCAAUUUUAUCUGGUGAAUUCAUUGUCAAAGGUCAUAAUUUAGUUGAUCAAAAUCGAACAACUUAUUGGCAAAUGGCAUUAGCACUACAUCUUUGGUUUGCUAAUUCUGCAUCGGAUUCAGUUUCAACUAUUGUUCGUGAUUUUGAAUCAGCAUAUCAAGAGCAUUAUUGGCUUGAGCCCAUAGCUCAUCACGGAAAUACUAAAGCUCUUGAUCUACGUUGGAAAUUAUUAAAACUUUAUACUGAUGAUACAUACCCAAUUGAUAAUGUGUUUGAUGUUAGUUCUUAUACUCAAAAUCCAUUUGAUUAUCGACUAAGUUGGAUGUUGUAUAUGACACUUCAAUCAUUAGGUAGUUGUCCAUUAUUAAUUGAGAAUGAUGCAAGUGUACAUGUUAGUUUUGCUCGGCAACUUGAACAACUUGGCUUUUGGCAAUUAUCAAUAUUUGUAUUACUUCAUAUUAAUGAACCAACGAAUCGAGAAAGAAUUGUCAAUGAAUUUCUUCAUCGUCAUGUAACAUCAGAUAUAGAUUUAACACAAGAUGAACAAACACUUGUUGAUAAAUAUAAUAUUCCUAUAAAUAUGAUUUUAUCAGCAAAAGCACAAAGAGCUGAAUAUGAUAAGCAAUGGACAAAUGCUGUUCGUCUUUGGAUUGAUGCAAAACAAUGGAGAAAAGCACAUGAUACUUAUUGUUAUUAUGUUUUCCAUGAUACACUUAUGAAAGGGGAUCAUGAAUUUGCAAAAGAAGUGUUAGAUUUAUUAGAUCACCAACGAGCGAAUAUUGCACAUUGGAAUAGACGUGGUGGUUUUGCAAGACAGUAUAUUGAUCUAUUGAUUAUUUUCGACAAAAUUAGACAUGGACAAACAACAUUUUCAAACCGUAUUCAUACAAAUAUACUCACUCAAGUUCAUCGAUUAUGUGAUCAAUUAGCAGAUGUUAUUGCUGAUAAAUAUUUCAAAAGAAUCAGUCUUAUCGAUAUAAGUCGACGACUUUUAUCCAUCCUUAAUUACGCUAUAAUUUGUUCAAAUAUUCCAAAUUUAAUAAAUGAUAGUGAUGAAAAUUUCGCAAGAAAAUUAAAUUUAUUUCAUCAAUCCAUACUUUCGAGUGUACCAUGUUCAUUACCCAUCGAUCUUUUACUUGAACAAAUUGAACUCAAAUAUCGCUCUCAUCGUCAUUAA